AUGGAAACAACAACCGCCGGUAUUUCUGCCGCGCCGGCUUUGCUGCCCGAUUUUCCGUACACCGAGCUGUCGCCGGAGAUCGCUCCGCUUCUGCCCACGCAGGGCGGACCGGCCAUCCCGACCAUCCCGUCCACUCGUAGCCCGAACCCGGACACCAUCGCCGCCGUGGGGCCCGACACGGCCGCAUUCCCACCGACCGGCCCGUUAGAGGGUUCUUCUGCGGUUUUGAGCCGAGGGCUCAUGAAGCUUGAAGCCUUUUCUGGUUUGUUGGGUUAUUGGCUUGUGAUGUUGCACUUGGUGUGA
Messenger RNA from Striga hermonthica, 303 nucleotides. The record is from the annotation of a GenBank genome assembly. Lineage: Eukaryota; Viridiplantae; Streptophyta; Magnoliopsida; Lamiales; Orobanchaceae.